UUCUAGACUGUGCUUCUAGCUUAUUGUAUCGACGUAUUGAUUUUUUUACAGUGCGCGUAAAAAAUUGCUCUUGGUUCUCUUUGACUACACACGAACGAGCGGGGACAUUAUCCCGUGCGGGAAAGCGAUUCCGAUUUUAUUGGCACUUGAAAACUUUACGCAUUGAUUCCAUCGCGGCAUCGGCUACUUGAGGUUGGAGGUACUAGUAGAAACGGAAAUGUUCCUCGUCGCAGAACAUUCAAGCGUCGUCGAAGCAACACGCGCAGACUAUUAAUGUGAAGCAAGCUCAGGAUUUUUCCGUUUCCGGCAGUGUCGGAAGCAAUCGUUUCCACAUGAAAAAGUUUUUCCUGUGUGCGGUUCUCGUUGCGCAGCUGUCCUACGCCAUCUACGUAUUGUGGAGCCUGCAGCAGGACAAAAAUUCAAUGGACGGAGAAGAUCCUACGAGUCUAGGACCGCCGUUGGGCGACUCUUUUUCGCUACUCACGUGGAAUGUGCUAUCGAUUGGCCUUCGUAGUAACAUUUUCGACGUAGACCCAGGAAUUUACAAGCGCUGCGAGAACAAGGUGCCGACGCUAUCGGAGCUACGGUAUGUAACUGUAAAUAGCGCAGGAGAUGAAGACACGUCAUCUGAACAUGAACUUUCGGAUGCGCAGAUCGAAAAAGUUCGGCAAGAGCUGGACACAGCGCUGAGAAGCUCAAUCGCGGCAGAUGAUUCGACUGGAGCGGUCCUGAAGAAAAAGGAAAGGGAUUUGCAGCGUUCGCAAUUUCUGCUGUACGCACUAUUUCGCAGGAAUGUGCAGCAAAUCAUGGGCGACUACCGGGUUUUCUCAAAGUCUAAGCCUUCGCCAGCGGCCGGCAGCGAUCAUCUUUCGAAGUCUGUAGGCGCAACGCAGACGCUCGGGGACCUCCUUGCGGAAGCAAUCAAGCAGCCGGCGUACCUGGAGAGGUUCCAUGUCACUGCAGACGCGUACCCGCCACCCACCCCGCAGUACUCGUUCAAGUGGCAGGAUUGCCUCGGGAUUUGGAAGCACAACACGGACUAUUUGUUGAAGGACAAAAUCCGUAAACCGCUGGAUUUGACAGGAACGGCAAACAAAAACUUGGCGGUAUCUGAAGACUUACUUCCGAUCGACGUGGAAACGCGUUGGAAGAAGUGGUCGCAGAUGACUGUGCACGAGUGGCUACUGGAGGAUCGGGCCAUCUAUGCAAAUCCGGACACGAAAAAAUUCAGCCUCUCACAGGGGGCCAAAUUCUUCGCGCGCCGCGGACUCAACGCAUGGGCGUAUGAGGAGGAGAGCGACAUUGGAAAUAGGCCGACCACAGGGGAGCAGAUGAGUGCGAGUGGUGCAGGAGCGACAAGCCAAGGAGGUCCCCUCGUUGUAAAGUCGAAAACCGUCUCCCCUGCCGGCGGGCCUGAGUCGAGCGCUUCUAUCUUGCUUGACCCAACUGAUCAUCUGAGCAUCGACUUUUUCAAGAUGCGAAUCUACGAUUUGCUCAUGCUGAAAGCGUGGCACGAUGCUGCUUUAGAGACGGACCGACUACGCCUUCGGCUCUACCAGCGUGACCAGGAGGUGGUGUUGGAGCGGUUAGAAAUGGAAGAGGAGCGACGGCGGCAAGAAAACAAAGUGCGUAAAGUCGAGUCCUUUCCGACGUCAAAUUUGCACGCUGACGAGGAUGAGGAAGAUGACACGCCGCUUCCACUGAUCGACGUCUGGACCACGUUGAAGCGGGCGGGAACGUCGACAGCAUCCCUAGAAGACAAUGAUGCUGAACCAGGUAGAACUGUAGAAGGAAGCGGAUCCCCGUCGAGAUCUGCUGACAACUCUUCGCCGAGCAGUGCAAAGCCAAAGCUUUCCGGCGUCCCCAGCACCUACCAGGCAGAUCCCGGGACGCACAUGAAGCAAAUUUUGGAAGUGCUCGAGUUACUAAUGUAUCCAGACAUCGUGUUACUGCAGGAGGUCGACCAAAGUUUGCUGCAGAGCAAGGAGUUCUUCGAAGCGCACAAAAUAUUUCCUAUUACUGCCGGCGAGGAGCAGGACGGACUCGCUUUGUUCAGGAAAGAUUCCGUCACGGGUGGGUUGCAAACGACGCACUACAAGUACGUCGCCGUGUUUGCGUCUUACAAUUCCACAGAUCCCGACAACAGCGUGAUUCUCAUCAAGCCGCAGAAGCUUCGGAAGCUCUACAGCAAUUCCAUCGAAGCUCCCUCGCCACGGAUACUGCGCUGCGUGGCUGAUUUGGUGAAUGUGGGCCAACCUGUGCAGCUCGGGAGCUACCACUUUUCGUCCGGGCACAUUGCGACGCAGCGCGAGUUCGACGCACACAUUUUCGCGCCGGCGAGAACUUCUAGCAGGGAAGCACACCAGGAAGGCAACUUUCUUCUCCUCGGCGGAGACCUCAAUACGGAGCCGGCGGAAAUUCCCAAGACGCCGGCAGAGCUUGUGGAGCAGGAGGUCGCGGCCGCGGCGUCCAAAGCUGCUACAGGGCAAGAAGUGCUGUCCAGUGAAGAAGUUGUUGCAAAGUGGUCGCUUCGUAUCCUCACCGGAGCUGGAACGCACAUAAACACCUACGCGAAGAAGCUCUCCGUGUUGCAGUCCCAGAUGACGAAGGCCGACAAGGUGGAGAAGCAAAACAUCGACCACGUGUACGGCAGGGGCUUCACGGUCGUACAGGAGCUGGGCGACGCCGAGAGCGUAGCUGUGCGACAAGCGUAUUUGCAAGGGGCAAAAAGGCUGAAUGACAUGGAGAACCAAAGGUACUAUCGUGACGCAGAAAGUUCGAUUGCCGCUCGAGCGACCCGAAAUUCCAACGCGGGCGUUUUCGGUUUCUUGGAGAAAGAGUCCUCGCUUUACCUGCCAGUCUCAACACAUCCACUUUUUCGGUCCGAUCACAUGCCCAUUUGGUUUCGCAUUCGCCCGAGGUGAAGAAACAGAAAUGCGUUUGUGUCAUCAUGAAGUUUUAGCUGCGAUGCAAGAAAUGAUAGAUUAGGCCAGAUAAAGGUUACGUAAUAUGGACGUACAUCAUGGAGCGAAACUUAAGCUACGGCUGAAGCUGAAGUAAAACGG
Molecule: messenger RNA, 3065 nt
Organism: Amoebophrya sp. A120
Lineage: Eukaryota; Dinophyceae; Syndiniales; Amoebophryaceae
Source: the annotation of a GenBank genome assembly